AUGAAGGGAGAAUACUAUCGUGAUUUUUAUUUAGAACGGUACCAUCGUGAAGCACCACCACCAACCUAUCAAAGACGUGGUUCCUUACAACUCUGGCAGUUCCUGGUCACCUUGUUGGAUGAUCCAACUAAUUCUGCGUUUAUAGCUUGGACUGGGCGUGGUUUGGAAUUUAAACUGAUUGAACCUGAAGAGGUUGCUAGAAGAUGGGGAAUGCAGAAGAACAGACCAGCCAUGAAUUAUGAUAAAUUAAGUCGUUCACUACGUUAUUACUAUGAGAAAGGAAUCAUGCAGAAAGUAGCAGGCGAAAGAUAUGUGUAUAAAUUUGUCUGUGAUCCAGAAGCCUUGUUCUCCAUGGCGUUUCCUGACAAUCACAGACCCAUACUAAAAGGUGAUCCUCAAAAAGAUGACUAUUUUAAACAAAUGGUUCCUCAACAGGACAAACCAUUGUCUCUAACAACCACUCAAUCUUUUAUUCCGACCAAUGCCAGGAACUUUAACAUGCCACCUCAUCCUGCGACUGCUACCAUGACAACAGAUCAACACAGGUUACAGUAUAUGCAGGAGGUAACAAGAAUGUAUGGACCAGGACCAUAUAUGGAGGGUUGUGUUUACUGA
Molecule: messenger RNA, 615 nt
Organism: Lottia gigantea (owl limpet)
Lineage: Eukaryota; Metazoa; Mollusca; Gastropoda; Lottiidae
Exons: 2
Coding region: 1-615 (204 amino acids)
Biological process (GO): cell differentiation; regulation of transcription by RNA polymerase II
Cellular component (GO): nucleus
Molecular function (GO): sequence-specific DNA binding; DNA-binding transcription factor activity, RNA polymerase II-specific
Source: RefSeq, a predicted model, not a curated record